This is a messenger RNA of Linum tenue, 914 nucleotides long. Lineage: Eukaryota; Viridiplantae; Streptophyta; Magnoliopsida; Malpighiales; Linaceae. The record is from the annotation of a GenBank genome assembly.
CCAGGAACUCGAGCACUUUUUUCGCCUGUUCAUGAAGACAUUCUCUAAGAGUGACUUGGUGGAGAGAAACAUAUGUGAAUCAUUCAACAAUUGGAUAUUGCGAUUCAGGUCUCUCAGGCCGAUUGCAAUGUUGGAGGGGGAUUCGAGUGUCUGUUAUAACUCGACUUGGAGGGAAACUGGAGAAGGCAAAGCAUGAAGCGAGAAUGUGUACUAGCCGCCCUUCCUCUGAGACAAUGCAUGAGGUAUCUAUCGAUGGCAAGGGCUUCGUGGUCGACUUGAACAACCGGAAAUGUACGUGCAGUUGGUGGGCACUAAAUGAUAUACCCUGCUGCCAUGCAUCCAUCACAAGCAUGCGACGACAAUCGGAUCUUUAUGUUGAUGGUUUCUUCAAGAUGGAGUUCGUCAAGCCGGCAUACAAGUUUCCCAUUCCAACAUCAGAAGGCCGACAAGCAUGGAUGCCCGCGUUUGGGAAUAAGGUGUACCCACCUCGGAUUAGGCGCAUGCUUGGUCGUCCGAAGAAAAAACGACGAAGGGAGGCUUGGGAGAUCCGAAGCAGGCAAGCUAAAAAUGGAAUUGGGGAGGUUGCUAGUCGGGAGAACCUCUCGGUUCACUGAGGGAAAUGUGGUGGAAAAGGCCACAAUGCGAGGACAUGUAAGAAUGAGCAUGUUGGCCCGAAGACUGCAGCCCCUAAGAGAAAGAAGCAAGCACACCUGACUCCUAUGCCACAUGUUCCUCAAUCAAAUGAAGAAGCCGAAAGGGAGAAUCAGCAACCACGAUAAAGGAAGAAGGGUUGUUGCUCCAAGUGUAGAUCCGAGCACCAUAAUGCUAGACGUUGUCCGCUGCUCCCUGCAUAUUGAUCCGAUCAAGCAGCGGCAUGGUGCACUGCCUUCCGGCGGCGAUUCCAAAUCCAGUCA